AUGAGAAGACUUGGUCAGCUGCUGGUGGUGGUGCGUAAACGUGCGCUCCGGGGUGGAGAUAUCUGGAGACGCGCUGGAUUAGGCACCGACAAGCCUCUGCGCAGCUACAGUGUCUCUGUUCAGCACCAUGCCACGGGCGCACAAGUCUACAUAAUGGCAUGUAGGAGCGGCUGUUGCUGCGGCUCCGUGAACGAGGACAACGCCAGGUUCCUGCUGCUCGCUCUCUUCAUCGUGCUGUACCUGUUGUGUGGAGCCGCGGUCUUCUCUGCGCUGGAGCAGCCCAAGGAGCGAGAGGCCAAGGAGCGCUGGACGCACAGCUUCGAGCUCUUCCGUCAAAAGUACAAUCUGAGCGCAAAGGAGCUGAACAACUUUCUACGGAACUACGAGGAGGCGAACGUAGCGGGGAUACGUGUGGAUACAGUCCGCCCCCGAUGGGACUUCACUGGGGCUUUCUACUUUGUGGGAACUGUGGUCUCAACCAUCGCAAGCCCACACCUACACAUUACAGGCACCCUGGAGUUCUGCCAGUGUUUAACCAUAGUUUUUCUGUGA
Messenger RNA from Knipowitschia caucasica, 552 nucleotides. The record is from the annotation of a GenBank genome assembly. Lineage: Eukaryota; Metazoa; Chordata; Actinopteri; Gobiiformes; Gobiidae.